GACAAGAGUACAGUAUCUCAAGUACUUUAUGUUAUACUUCGCAUUACAUUCUUGUUCAUUGUCUCAGAGAAUAUACUAUAACUUGCAUUAUCACAAAUUAUCAUACAGUUGGAUUGUUUUCAGUAGAUAGUUGAUGUCUUCCCUCCGAAAAUAACAAAUUGAAGCUUCACUUGCAACUUAGGAAGAUGCAGAAAAGAUGAUCUCGAUCACUUCGCCAUGGAUGUAAGCUCACGAUCAAAUUUCGCGCGCUUUCGUGCUCCGUACCUGCUAACCAAUCAGAGUGGCCCGGUGCUUAAUGAAAGUGCAAUUUGCUUGUAUGGGGUCACCGUGAUCACGUCACCAGGUCGGCUCUGCUAUAGCGCUCUCGGGCGGUCAGAAGGUUCACCCAGAGGCCCAUACUACAUAGGCCUUGACGGAUGCAGUUCCGCCCCCCGUCAAGUUUUAUUGCGUUUGCCUUUAUGGGGCCAGUAUUGUGUAUUGAUCCUAUAAGGGACUCAUGUGUACGACUGUAGGGCCAGUGUAGUGAAGCAGCAUGACACGCCGCCGCGGAGGUGGAAGUGCACAACGCACAGGAAGUAGUGAAGAGAUUUCGGCCCUGGCGUCUGAGCCCUCAGCUUCGGCACCACCUCCAAGAGAGACCUCUGACCAGACCUCACAGGAACGGCCAAAGAGUGAAGGUCUAACUCCCUAUCAAGGGAAGAGACGGACCUUUGGAAAGUACAAAUGUCCACAAUGCAAGAAGUUGUGGUGGUCAAGUAACAGCUGGGCCAACCUGGGGCAAGAAUGCAACAAGUGCUUUACCAUGGUAUAUCCAUACUCACAAAGACCCCUUGUAUGCAUUGAUGAUGACGAGGAUGUCUCUAAGCAACCUAAGAAAGAACUUAUGAAAAAGAAGCAUGAAGAGAACCUCUGUGAGAAAUGCCAAGAGCUGGGGUUUUGCUGCGUACGGCUUCCAACGAUAUAUUUUGGAUAGUUACUUCGAUUAUUUUUUCUUUUCUUUUUUUAAAUGCUUUUUUACCUGCAUAUAGGACAGCUGAAUAUACAACAAUAUUAAUUUUGAAGAGGUCUCCUGAGAUUUUUCUAAUCAUUUUUACUGAUUAUUACAAUUCAGUGAAUAAAAUUGAAAUUUUCUUUAUGACUAAAAUUGUCUUAAUAUGAUGGUUAAAUCUUCUUACCUGAGCU
Gryllus bimaculatus (two-spotted cricket) is the source of this 1182-nucleotide messenger RNA. The record is from the annotation of a GenBank genome assembly. NCBI's taxonomy places the organism in Eukaryota, Metazoa, Arthropoda, Insecta, Orthoptera, Gryllidae.